Messenger RNA from Mesorhabditis spiculigera, 1623 nucleotides. The record is from the annotation of a GenBank genome assembly. Lineage: Eukaryota; Metazoa; Nematoda; Chromadorea; Rhabditida; Rhabditidae.
AUGGCCGAGGGCUCAGACGCUUAUGGCGACCAGUAUAGCCGCUAUUUGGUUGGAAGUGAAUCGACUGAAAACUACAUCCCUGGUGAAGACAGCGACUAUCAGUCCUUCAGAACCGGUUUCUUGAAAAGGCGAAGCAGCUUGGACAAGCCGGCUGGCAUUAUAACACAAGAACUUCACUCGCUAAAAGCGUUCAGCAACGGAUACGCCUCAGCCAAUGUGCCGACUGGACUUCUGUAUUUGGGUCUCCAAAAUGGAUUUGGUGAUAGCUCCGGAAAUUACACAAAUGGUCAUUCGAACGGUCGUGCCGCGGCUCCCACUUGUCCGGAUACCAAGUGCUUCAAGAUGAAACCGCUUAUCAAACGAUCUGAUCGAAGAAGGCGGGCAGGAGUUGGCGAUCUCCUUCAAUAUCUCCGCGAUCCUGCUCAGGCAAUGAUUGACGAGUACAAGGAGAGUGUAUGCGUGAAGUAUAACCCGACCAGAAUCACCUCGAGCUACGACUUGCCAGUUUGCCGCAUCGGACAAGUUGAGCAGACUGUAGCUUUGGCCGAUGCUAUACAAGACAUGCCUUUCGAUCUUCCGCCACCGCCUCCCCACCCGGUUGAUAGGGACCAGGUUCGAAGCUUGAUGCGUUCUAAGAUGAUACGCUGUAAGCGAUGUAAGAAUCGUUUUAUUGAGAAGAAUCUUUAUGAGCGCCAUCUGCGAGAUCGGCAUCCUGAAGACUAUGAAGUGUUCAUCGCUGAACAAGAAGCUGAAAUGGAACUGCAACGGCAGGAAGAAAUGGAGGCGAACCGCAUCGAGGAGUUGACUUCUGGUGGCUUUAUUCCUCCCGCCGAGGAUAUUGCUGCCGAUGGAUAUGAAUACGAUGUGGACGAAAUUCCCCUUCCCGGUGAGAACAAUGGUGGUGUCGUUCCUCAUUUCGAUUCGUUUGGCGGAUUGAGAUAUAUUCGUCGGCCGUUCAAGAAGAAGGUCUCCCCACAAUGCCCCUUCUGCGACAAACGUUAUCGAAACGAAUUCUCUCUGAAGAAGCAUUUUGUCAAGAAACAUCCCGAAUGCUCAAACUUCGUCCAAUGUUUCCGUUGCUUCAAGUGUUUGACUGACAAGAAGGAGCUGGAGAUCCACGAAUGUGAAUUGACCUACGUGUGCUUUGAAUGUACACCAGUCCGCAAUCUGGUCACCGACGCUCGUUUAUUGAACCACAGGAAGAAGUUCCAUCGCGGUGCCAAUUCGGGCUUCAAGUGUAACCAGUGCAAUUUGAAGUUCCUGACCCCACGAAAGUUGCGAAAGCAUAAGAAAAUGGCUCAUGUUUUCACAAAGACAUUCCAAUGCCAUUUCUGCGAGGAAAUCUUCAUCAGCGAAGUUUCGGUUAUGACUCACGAACGAAUUCAUACCGGAAUCAUUAAAUUCGAAUGCAAAAUCUGCGAUUUCAAAUGUAAUCGUUUUUUGAAGAUGGAAGAACACACGAAGGAGGAACAUGGAUACAUCUGCCCUAUCUGUCAAGAGAAGUUCACGGAAUGGUCUGAAUUGAAAAAUCACACGCUGUCGGAUCACGGCGGAUACCUUUCUAGUGAUUCAACUUCCGGCUACAUUGAAUCGCCGCGCGUUUGGGUGUUGUUCAAAGGAGAA